AUGUCUAACAACAUGGCCAAGAUCGCGGAAGCCCGCAAAACAGUAGAGCAGCUAAAGCUGGAGGUGAACAUCGACCGCAUGAAGGUGUCGCAGGCGGCGGCCGAGCUGCUGGCUUUCUGCGAAACCCACACCAAAGAUGACCCGCUGGUGACACCCGUCCCCGCCGCCGAGAACCCCUUCCGUGACAAGCGCCUCUUCUGCGUCCUGCUCUGA
Molecule: messenger RNA, 213 nt
Organism: Perognathus longimembris pacificus (Pacific pocket mouse)
Lineage: Eukaryota; Metazoa; Chordata; Mammalia; Rodentia; Heteromyidae
Gene: Gng8
Product: G protein subunit gamma 8
Exons: 2
Coding region: 1-213 (70 amino acids)
Biological process (GO): G protein-coupled receptor signaling pathway
Cellular component (GO): heterotrimeric G-protein complex
Molecular function (GO): G-protein beta-subunit binding
Source: RefSeq, a predicted model, not a curated record